Microtus oregoni (creeping vole) is the source of this 5731-nucleotide messenger RNA. It is a transcript of the gene St18, whose product is annotated as ST18 C2H2C-type zinc finger transcription factor. Gene Ontology annotation, molecular function: RNA polymerase II cis-regulatory region sequence-specific DNA binding; zinc ion binding; DNA-binding transcription factor activity, RNA polymerase II-specific. Lineage: Eukaryota; Metazoa; Chordata; Mammalia; Rodentia; Cricetidae. Bases 278 to 3463 code for a protein of 1061 amino acids. The record is from RefSeq and is a predicted model, not a curated record. The transcript has 24 exons. Gene Ontology annotation, cellular component: nucleus. Gene Ontology annotation, biological process: regulation of transcription by RNA polymerase II.
CUCUCCCUGAUACUCAUGGACAGCUGUCGUCAUUCAGAGGGCUCUCAGGAUUUCAUUUUUCAUAGGAGUUAAAAAGGGUUUUUACCUUGGACGUGAAAGGGGCAGGGGCACAACUUUGCCAGUUCUGAGGCUGUUUGGGCAAGGAGUCUGACUGAGAGGCCCCAGUUCUGUGAGACCCUUUGAAGGACUGUGCCAGUUCCACGUUGUGUGGCUGUGUGCUCACACCAGCUGAAGCAAUGGCAACUCUCUGGUUCAGAUUCAGUAGCUGCUAGGGAAGAUGGAUGCGGAGGUUGAGGAUAAAUCAUUGCUUACUCUCUCAAAAGGAACUGAAGUACCAAUGGAUUCUCUGAUCCAAGAGCUCAGGGCUGCAUAUGAUUGCUCUAUGGCGAAGAAGAGGAGAGCUGAAAAGCAGGCACUGGGGGUGCCAGUUAACAAGCGGAAAUCCCUGUUAAUGAAACCACGGCACUACAGCCCAGAUGUGGACUGCAAGGGAAACCCGGACAACAGGAAUGAGGAUGAUGGCCUCUUAGAGACGAAUGAUCACUCCACUGCAGAGGGAAACAUGGUAAAGCCUGUAGAGGAGACCCUUCAUUCACCUGCUCAAGAAAACUCGCUCCAGACAGAAGACCAAUAUGCGUGUUAUCCAGAGCUCAUGGGUAAAUCUCUAAUGCACCUAGACAAAUACGAAGAAAGCGUGUCUGUGCCAACCAUAAGAGAAAACUUAAACGACAGUGGCAUCCAGUCUUUAAAAGCAGAGAGUGACGAGGCAGAUGGGUGCUGUACGAGCCAUUCAGACGAUGGAAGGGACAAAGUCUUCAGCUCCCAGCCACCUUUCUGCUCCUCUGGCGACAGUGAAAGUGACUCUGACGGCGCCGAGAAUGGAUGGGGCAGAGGCUCCGUUUCCUCAGAAGACACGGACCCUCACAGAGGCCACAAACACAAGCCGGCAUACGCCAAAAAAGACCUGCUGGAGGUUCCUGAGAUAAAAGCUGAAGGUGACAAAUUUGCCCCAUGUGAGAACAGGUCUGAUUCCGACGCCGAAGGGAGUGACCCACAGAACUCCCACACGGAACCCUUGGCUGUCAAAGCCCGGCCUUCCUUCCCAGAGGCUGAAGAUGGUGAGAGCCUGGUCCCCAGUACAGAGGAGCCUGGAGAAGUGGAUAAAGUGAAGGGGAACCUGAGUUUGUUAGAGCAAGCUAUUGCUCUGCAGUCUGAACGAGGUUCUGUCUUCCAUCACACCUACAAGGAGCUGGACUGCUUUCUCCUGGACCACCUGGUGAGGGAGCGGAGGCAACCCAAGGUUACUGACACUGGUGGAAGACAAAUCUUUAACAAUAAACAAUCGGGAAUCUGGCGGAUUGUUCUUGGACCUGCAUUCUCUGUUUAUUCGCCAAGGCCUGAAAGGAGGGAGGCCAAGUGCCCCAUCCCUGGCUGUGACGGCACGGGGCACGUAACUGGGCUCUAUCCCCACCAUCGCAGCCUUUCCGGGUGCCCCCACAAAGUGCGAGUUCCUCUGGAAAUUCUUGCCAUGCAUGAGAAUGUGCUCAAGUGUCCCACCCCAGGAUGCACAGGAAGGGGACAUGUGAACAGCAAUCGCAACACUCACAGAAGUCUUUCGGGUUGUCCCAUUGCUGCGGCUGAAAAGUUGGCAAUGACCCAGGACAAAGGUCAACUUGAUUCUUCCCAAACUGGACACUGUCCUGAGCAAGCUCACAGGACGAAUUUGGUGAAGCAAAUUGAAUUUAACUUCCGUUCACAAGCCAUCGCCUCUCCAAGAGCCGCUGCAUCAAAAGAACAAGAGAAGUUUGGGAAAGUACCAUUUGAUUAUGCCAGUUUUGAUGCACAAGUUUUUGGUAAACGUCCUCUCCUACAAACAGGGCAAGGACAAAAAACACCACCAUUUCCUGAAUCAAAGCAUUUUUCAAAUCCAGUGAAAUUUCCUAAUGGGCCGCCUAGUGCUGGCGCCCACACACAGAGCACAAUCCGUGCCAGCUCUUAUGGCCAUGGUCAGUGCAGUGAAGACACCCACAUAGCAGCAGCUGCUGCCAUCCUGAACCUUUCCACCCGCUGCAGGGAAGCCACAGACAUCCUCUCCAACAAACCACAGGGCCUGCGUGCCAAGCAGGGAGCUGAGAUAGAAGUGGAUGAAAAUGGCACAUUGGACUUGAGCAUGAAAAAAAAUCGAAUCCUGGACAAGUCUAUACCCCCAACUUCCUCUCACCCGAUAAUUUCAACCCCAUCUUCUUCCCCAUUCAAAGCAAGCAGCCUUUUGGUCAAUGCUGCUUUCUAUCAGGCUCUCUGUGACCAAGAAGGCUGGGAUGUGCCCAUCAACUAUAGCAAAACCCAUGGAAAGACAGAGGAGGAGAAAGAGAAAGACCCCGUGAACUCCCUAGAAAAUUUAGAGGAAAAGAAGUUUGCUGGAGAGACCUCUAUUCCAAGCCCAAAGCCCAAGCUCCAUUCAAGAGAUCUCAAGAAAGAACUGAUUACCUGCCCAACACCAGGAUGUGAUGGAAGUGGCCAUGUCACAGGCAACUAUGCAUCUCACCGCAGUGUGUCUGGAUGUCCUCUAGCAGAUAAGACUCUUAAGUCCCUCAUGGCUGCCAACUCUCAGGAGCUUAAGUGUCCGACACCAGGUUGUGACGGUUCUGGGCAUGUGACUGGAAACUAUGCUUCCCAUAGAAGCUUGUCUGGGUGCCCUCGUGCAAGGAAAGGUGGCAUCAAAAUGACCCCUACCAAGGAAGAAAAGGAAGACUCUGAACUUAAGUGUCCUGUAAUAGGGUGUGAUGGUCAAGGUCACAUAUCGGGUAAAUACACGUCACAUCGCACAGCUUCUGGCUGCCCUCUGGCUGCCAAGAGACAGAAGGAGAAUCCCCUCAAUGGGUCCCCUCUCUCCUGGAAGCUGAACAAGCAAGAACUUCCCCACUGUCCUUUGCCAGGAUGCAACGGGCUGGGGCAUGUCAAUAACGUCUUCGUCACCCACAGAAGUUUAUCUGGAUGCCCUCUCAAUGCACAAGCUAUCAAAAAGGUCAAGGUGUCUGAGGGACUAAUGACCAUCAAGCUCAAAGCAACCGGGGGUAUUGAUGGUGAUGAAGAAAUUAGGCAUUUGGAUGAAGAAAUAAAGGAACUGAAUGAAUCCAACCUUAAAAUUGAAGCAGAUAUGAUGAAACUUCAGACCCAGAUAACGUCUAUGGAGAGCAACUUGAAGACCAUAGAGGAAGAGAACAAGCUUAUAGAGCAGAGCAAUGAGAGUCUGCUGAAGGAGCUGGCGGGGCUCAGCCAGGCUCUCAUAUCCAGCCUUGCUGACAUCCAGCUGCCACAGAUGGGGCCUAUCAAUGAGCAGAAUUUUGAAGCCUAUGUAAAUACUCUCACAGACAUGUACAGCAAUCUGGAACGAGACUACUCUCCGGAAUGCAAAGCUCUACUGGAAAGCAUCAAGCAGGCGGUGAAGGGCAUCCAUGUGUAGGAGGGCAGCUCGCAGGAAACAGAGGUCACCACAGCAGGGAACUCUAGCAGAUCCAUAGGGGACCUUGCACCCCUGGAGCCUGGAGGCCGCCCCCUGCGUUUACAAUUGCAACAUUGCACUAAUUUUUCCCUGGCUGACAUAAAAAGGAAAGAAAAACUAUGAUAAACUCUUUGGAUUAAAAGCAAUGCAGUGAAUUAUUAGAUCUCAUUUAUUUUCAUAUCUUUUUCUUUUAUUUCUUCAUUGCACUCUUUAUUUUGUAAAGUAUAUGUAAAAUAAAUGUUACAUUUUAUAUUUUAUUUAUUACUAAUCAAAGAGUUUUUUAUCUUUUAACUACAUUUUGGAGUCUACCAUAUUUUUACAGGUGUGUUUAUUAAUUUGUCUUCUAAUAGGAUUUAAAUAGAAAUCCUAUUCUCAAAUCACACAUCUUUCUGAGUUUAAAUGAGAAAAAAAAAACAACAAAAAAGGAAGAUGUGAAGGAAAUCCCGGUGUCAUGAUUGCACUAUGGUCAAUUUUGGUUUCUACUGUGCACUUCUUUUCCCCCCUAUAUUGGUUUUUGAUAAUGUGAGCUGCAAAGGAAUAUGAAGAUAAAUGGCGCCCACUAGUGGGAAAUCCAUGUUCAUAAAAGCACAGGAUGCUGGCAAACAGCAUGCUCAAAACUUGAUAGCAAUAAUUAAAUAAAAUAGUCAGCAAGGCAUUCCACGUGGCUGCACGGAUUUAAUUAAUAUGAAUUAUUUAUUUGAGCUGUUCAAAUCAUAGAUUUUAAGUGAAUCAGAUAUGUCUCUUUUUUUUUCAAGUCAGUCACAUUGGCUAGUUGGCAACCCUUCCCCAAGAUGAGAAAUAAGCUUUGAUGUGACCAGUCAAGCUUCUCCUGCUAUAUGUUAGUACAAUAUUACAAGUGACAAUAUUGGUAUAGAAUUUUACUUAGCAAAUACAGACACAUACAAAUGGAAAUUUUGUAGAUAACAUAUCCCCUGAAAUAGCAUGUAUCCUACUAGGUUGACUGGAAAAGAGUGGAAAACAUAAUAAGACAGGAAAAAGUAUUAUUCCAAUAUGAAUAUUGGCAACAUUGGUCUGCACUGCCCAUAAUAAGACAACUUUCAAUUUGAUAUAAUCCUUGAACUACACACACACACACACACACACAUACACACGCAUACACACACACACACACGCAUACACACACACACACAUACACACGCAUACACACACAGUCACAAACACUUAUCCACACAUGAAAUUGAGUCUACAAUCUCAACUGGAUCAGAGUUUAGUAAUUGCUGUAGAAAAGGCAAUGUCUAUUUCAGGGACUGUAAAGUAGUUUAAGCAUUGUUUCAAAAGUUUUUUUAUAUUUAUUUUUUUUAAUGAAACGGUAUAGACAACCAGCUAAACUGCCUUUUUGGUGUGCACACACAUUUCAUGUGCAGAUGUGCCUCUGUGUAAAUGCACACAUGAACUUUAGUGUGAGCUUAAUUUUCUGUGCUAUAAUAAAAGUGUUUAUUUUUUUUAGCCUCAUGAAUACUUAGAUUUAGUGCGAUGGCAUUCACAGGCUUGAAUUCACUGUUACUGUUACCUGCUCCGAUACAUGAAAAGUGGUCCAGUCGCUCGCUCCGCUCUCACGGAUCUGUGGUUCCUGUUAUGCAUCAGGUGGGGCUUAUCUUUGGUUUGGGGUUCAUUUGAACUCUUGAAUCUUAGUUUAGUGAAAAUGAGAUGUCUGUCCUUAGGUAGGGAAAGGUGUUUAUUUAAAACUCAGUUCAAAAGAAGCAGCCGCCAUGAGUGGUGUCUACUGAAAACGGGACACAAAGUUUCCUAUUGAAGUAUAUCUCUGAGCGUUUUGCUACACAGUACUUCAAAGAAGCACACAAAUGGGCUCACUUAUUACAAAGACAGAAGUUUACUUUGCUAAAUAUUUUAACAUAUUUGUUAUAUAUUUUAUUUAAAGAGAUCUCUUGCAAACCUAUGUAUUUAUUACUAUAAUUUACAUGAUCUCAGUUAAUUUAUUUGUGUUCACAUAGUUUUAUGAAGGGUGUCUGUAUUUAUUUGCCGCCUUGGUACUUGCGUUUUGUAACAUGCACUGAGUUGUUUCCAUUUCAACUGUGUUAAUGACUGAUACUGUAAAUUGGAUCUUUUGUAAACAAAAUGGGCAAUGAUGUAUGCGUUUUUAUUUGAAGUAGUUUGUUUGUAUACUGUUUCUCCAAACAAUUACUAUUUCUUACAUCAAUGCAACAAAAUUGUGUUAAGUGCUGUACAUUUGGUGUAUGGUUAGAAAUA